UGUGGCCGGUGUGUGCGUGCGCGUGUGCAGUGCGGCCCUCGUCCUCACCUGGGGCAUCUCCAGCAUGGAAUUCCCGGAGGCCAGGACCGCGGUCCUACAGCUGCUGCGGACGACGGCCCCGGCCGACCUUCCGGCGCUGCUCCAGUGGAUGCGAACUACCAGAGACUUUGAUGAUUUUACUCAAGAUAAUAAUGAUAUUAUGUUGAAAAGCAUAGCAGAAGAUCUUCGAAAUUGCUUACCUCUAGAAACCAUGCUUUCUUCAGAACAUCUAGCACUACAAAAAAUACAACAGCAGCCAGAACCCACAGUUCACGUUGACGCAUUCCUUUAUGACGAGGACUUUAUUGAUUCAUUAUGUGAGGAAGGAAAAAUGAGCAGAAACUACUGUAAGAUGUGUGGUUCCCACCAGACAGCUCCUUUAGGAUUUAUUUCUCAUUCCUUCUCUCUCGUGGAAUUGAAGUUCAUUUAUCAUCAUGUACUCCCAGAUCUGUCAGGAAAGGUCUUGGUUGACGUUGGCUCCAGACUUGGCACAGUACUUUAUGGGGGUUAUUUUUACAGUUCAGCAUUGCAACUAUAUGGAGUAGAAUUGAAUGGAGAGUUUUGCCAUUUGCAGGAAAUGAUCAUAAAAAAAUACCAGUUUGCUGACAGAAUAAAGGUGAUUCAUGCAGACAUCUGUACCCAGAGUUUACUUCUGCAAAAUGCAGAUGUUAUUAUAAUGAAUAAUGUCUUUGAAUAUUUUCUUGAUGAAGCAGAACAGGCCAGAGCCUGGGAAAACAUCAGCCAAAAUGUAAGGAAGAAAGGAUCGCUGUUAGUGACAGUACCAAGCCUUCAAGAUUCUCUGUCAGCUUAUCAGAUUAAUAUACCAUUGUCAUCCUGGGUUGAAGAGGUGCCUCUGAACUAUGAUGUAUUCCCCGACAAGGAUAUUGACAGAGAAGCUCUUGAACAAAUACAUUUAUAUAAGAUUCUAUAGAAUGAAAAUUAUCCUACCUCAGUGUGAUUGUUUUGAGUGUGUUACAAAUAACAAAAAAGAAACAUAAUCCUAAUACCUUAAUGUAUUUUUUCUGUAUAUUCCUAUACAGUUUUUGUAAAAUGCUCACAUUUUGUAGUUAUAUGUUAUGCAUAUAUAGAAUUUUGUUUGCUUUGUGUGACAAUUUAAUUAAAAUCUUUAUCUGAGAA
Messenger RNA from Sorex fumeus (smoky shrew), 1176 nucleotides. RefSeq lists its product as uncharacterized. Gene Ontology annotation, molecular function: S-adenosylmethionine-dependent methyltransferase activity. Lineage: Eukaryota; Metazoa; Chordata; Mammalia; Eulipotyphla; Soricidae. The transcript has 8 exons. The coding region runs from base 65 to 970 and encodes 301 amino acids. The record is from RefSeq and is a predicted model, not a curated record.